AUGAGUGUAAAACGUUUGAAAGGAGCACAAUGGACAAAGAAAAUCAUUGCUUCAAAAAGUGAUUCUGAAGAAGAAAAUGAAUAUUUAUUAGCAUUUCGAAAAAGGAGGAGAAACAAUCCGGUACGUGUACUUAGCACCUCGGAGUCCGAAGAAGCAGAAAUGCCUGAAGUACGAUUUGAUACUCCUUCUUGCAUAAAAUGGACAUCUAAGAAACAUAGUCCAAAAAUUCAUAGUUUUACGCCACAUCAUUCGGGAUUAGUAGGGAACAAUUUAGGUCGUUCGUCAAGAAUUUUAGAUUACUUCCGACAGCUUUUUUCUGAAGAUUUAGUUAAAUUUAUUGUGGAAAAAACAAACAAAUACUGGUGUCGACAGCUUAAAAGGGAUUACUUGGACGUUUCAGAAGGGAUGGAUGUGGAUGAAUUAUAUUGUUUUAUUGCUGCGUCGUUAUUAAUGACGCGAAACAAAAAGCUAUCCUUAAAGGAAUACUGGUCUAAAGAUAAGCUUCUCCGAAGCGAUAUUUUUAGUGUAAUUAUCAGUAGGGAUCGCUACUUUUCAUUAUUGCAAAUGUUGCAUUUUACGGAUAUAGUCGGCCACACUACUGAUCGUUUACACAAAAUAAAUGAAGUAGUGGAAAUGUUAAGAACAUCAUUUAGCAAUGCGUUUCAGCCAUACCAAAGAUUAUGUAUAGACGAAAGCCUACUCCUCUACAAAGGCCGUCUGUCUUUUAAGCAAUAUAUCCCUUCGAAACGCAGUAGAUUUGGGAUAAAAUCAUUCCUUCUUUGUGACUGCAAAACAGGUUAUAUCCAAGAUAUAAUUAUUUAUUGUGGGGCUAGUACUUCUGUAACUACCGAAUAUCCAUAUAUUGGCAAGCCAGGGAACAUUGUAAUGUCGCUUUUGCAAUCUUUCCUGAACAAAGGCCAUACUGUUUAUCUGGACAACUGGUUUUCAAGUCCCACAUUGUUUAAUCUACUCCACGAAAAGGUACGAACGCCUGUGGCACAGUGCAGAAAAGACGAAAAGAUAUGCCGAAGAUAA
Molecule: messenger RNA, 1035 nt
Organism: Cataglyphis hispanica
Lineage: Eukaryota; Metazoa; Arthropoda; Insecta; Hymenoptera; Formicidae
Product: piggyBac transposable element-derived protein 4-like
Exons: 1
Coding region: 1-1035 (344 amino acids)
Source: RefSeq, a predicted model, not a curated record